AUGGCGGGCGUGGGGCCGGGGGGCUACGCGGCCGAGUUCGUGCCGCCCCCGGAGUGCCCCGUCUUUGAGCCGAGCUGGGAGGAGUUCACAGAUCCGCUCAGCUUUAUCGGCCGCAUCCGGCCUUUGGCGGAGAAAACCGGGAUCUGCAAAAUUCGGCCGCCCAAGGACUGGCAGCCUCCAUUCGCCUGUGAAGUAAAAAGCUUUCGUUUCACUCCAAGAGUCCAGCGCCUGAAUGAACUUGAGGCAAUGACCAGAGUGAGACUGGAUUUCUUGGAUCAACUAGCAAAAUUUUGGGAACUUCAAGGAUCUACUCUGAAGAUCCCUGUGGUAGAGAGAAAAAUCCUGGAUCUGUAUGCUUUGAGCAAGAUUGUUGCCAGCAAAGGAGGUUUUGAAAUGGUCACCAAAGAGAAGAAAUGGUCUAAAGUGGGUAGUCGCUUGGGAUAUCUGCCAGGAAAAGGAACUGGGUCUCUUUUGAAGUCACAUUAUGAGAGAAUUCUCUACCCAUAUGAGCUUUUCCAGUCUGGUGUGAGCCUUAUGGGUGUGCAAAUGCCUAAUUUAGAUCUUAAAGAAAAAGUGGAGCCUGAGGUUCUCAGCACUGAUACCCAAACUUCCCCAGAGCCAGGCACAAGAAUGAACACUCUGCCGAAGAGAACAAGACGUGUGAAGUCUCAGUCAGAAUCUGGAGAUGUGAAUAGAAACACGGAAUUGAAGAAACUUCAGAUUUUUGGGGCUGGGCCCAAGGUUGUGGGCCUGGCAAUGGGAACAAAAGAUAAAGAAGAUGAGGUCACCCGAAGACGAAAAGUUACCAACAGGUCAGACGCAUUUAACAUGCAAAUGAGACAACGGAAAGGCACUCUCUCUGUUAACUUUGUUGAUCUCUAUGUUUGUAUGUUUUGUGGUCGGGGAAACAAUGAAGAUAAGUUGCUUUUGUGUGACGGAUGUGAUGACAGCUAUCAUACGUUUUGUCUAAUUCCUCCUCUACCUGAUGUGCCCAAAGGAGACUGGAGGUGUCCUAAAUGUGUUGCUGAGGAAUGUAGCAAACCUCGAGAAGCCUUUGGAUUUGAACAAGCUGUACGAGAAUAUACACUUCAGAGCUUUGGAGAGAUGGCAGAUAAUUUUAAGUCUGAUUAUUUUAAUAUGCCAGUCCAUAUGGUUCCCACAGAACUAGUAGAAAAGGAAUUUUGGCGGCUGGUAAGCAGCAUUGAAGAAGAUGUCAUCGUGGAAUAUGGGGCAGAUAUCUCCUCAAAAGACUUUGGAAGUGGAUUUCCGGUGAAGGAUGGGCGGAGAAAGAUGCUGCCAGAAGAAGAGGAAUAUGCACUUUCUGGUUGGAAUUUGAAUAACAUGCCUGUCCUGGAACAGUCUGUUCUUGCACAUAUUAAUGUGGACAUCUCUGGUAUGAAAGUGCCAUGGCUCUAUGUGGGAAUGUGUUUCUCUUCUUUUUGCUGGCACAUUGAAGAUCACUGGAGUUAUUCCAUCAACUACUUGCACUGGGGGGAGCCAAAGACAUGGUAUGGUGUGCCAUCUCAUGCUGCAGAACAACUGGAGGAGGUGAUGAGAGAGCUGGCCCCUGAGUUAUUUGAAUCCCAGCCUGAUCUUCUGCAUCAGUUAGUCACCAUCAUGAACCCCAAUGUGCUGAUGGAGCAUGGUGUGCCUGUGUACAGGACCAAUCAGUGUGCUGGCGAGUUUGUUGUGACAUUUCCUCGUGCCUAUCACUCUGGAUUUAACCAGGGCUACAACUUUGCUGAAGCUGUGAACUUCUGUACUGCUGACUGGUUGCCCAUUGGACGUCAGUGUGUGAAUCAUUACCGACGCCUAAGGCGCCAUUGUGUCUUUUCACAUGAGGAACUCAUUUUCAAGAUGGCAGCAGAUCCAGAAUGCUUAGAUGUGGGGCUGGCUGCCAUGGUCUGCAAAGAAUUGACUCUCAUGACUGAAGAAGAAACACGAUUAAGAGAGUCUGUUGUACAGAUGGGUGUCCUGAUGUCAGAAGAAGAAGUGUUUGAACUUGUUCCUGAUGAUGAGCGACAGUGUUCAGCAUGCAGAACCACAUGUUUUCUCUCUGCUCUCACAUGUUCCUGUAAUCCUGAGCGGCUUGUAUGUCUCUAUCAUCCAACUGACCUGUGCCCCUGCCCCAUGCAGAAGAAAUGUCUUAGAUACCGCUACCCAUUAGAAGACCUCCCUUCUCUGCUAUAUGGUGUAAAAGUCAGGGCACAGUCCUAUGACACGUGGGUCAGUCGUGUUACAGAAGCAUUGUCUGCUAACUUCAACCACAAAAAAGAUUUGAUUGAAUUGCGAGUAAUGCUGGAAGAUGCUGAGGAUAGGAAAUACCCAGAGAAUGAUCUCUUUCGAAAACUCAGGGAUGCUGUAAAAGAAGCUGAGACCUGUGCUUCUGUGGCUCAGCUACUUCUGAGCAAAAAGCAGAAACACAGACAGAGCCCAGAUAGUGGGAGGACUCGGACCAAACUGACAGUGGAAGAAUUGAAGGCCUUUGUCCAACAACUUUUUAGUCUUCCGUGUGUCAUCAGCCAAGCUCGGCAAGUGAAGAAUCUGCUAGAUGAUGUGGAAGAGUUUCAUGAACGUGCUCAGGAGGCCAUGAUGGAUGAAACCCCAGAUUCUUCCAAACUCCAAAUGUUGAUAGAUAUGGGCUCUAGUCUGUAUGUGGAACUCCCUGAAUUACCACGACUGAAGCAAGAGCUGCAACAGGCUCGGUGGUUGGACGAAGUAAGACUGACCUUAUCAGAUCCACAGCAAGUCACUUUGGAUGUCAUGAAGAAACUGAUAGACUCUGGGGUAGGGUUGGCACCCCACCAUGCUGUGGAGAAAGCAAUGGCUGAACUACAGGAGCUCCUUACAGUCUCUGAACGAUGGGAAGAAAAGGCUAAGGUCUGCCUACAGGCAAGACCACGGCACAGUGUGGCAAGUUUAGAAAGCAUUGUGAAUGAAGCCAAGAACAUUCCAGCCUUUCUACCCAAUGUGUUGUCCUUGAAAGAAGCCUUACAAAAGGCUCGAGAAUGGACAGCUAAAGUGGAAGCUAUUCAGAGUGGCAGCAACUACUUAUUUAACAGCUCGAGAGUUUGUUCAUGCAAAGGACGCCCUAUCCCUGUGCGGCUUGAAGCACUGCCGCAAAAUCUCAGGUGGCAGCAGCAUCGGCAUGAGAGAACGGACUGGGCGACCUUUCUUAAGAAGAAUUUCAGCCAUACAUUGUUACAGGUGCUGAGCCCCCGGACUGACAUUGGUGUAUAUGGGAGUGGCAAAAAUAGGAGGAAAAAAGUAAAAGAACUGAUAGAAAAAGAAAAAGAAAAGGAUCUGGACCUCGAGCCUCUAAGUGAUCUGGAGGAGGGAUUGGAGGAAACCAGAGAUACAGCCGUGGUGGUAGCAGUUUUCAAAGAACGGGAGCAAAAAGAGAUUGAAGCCAUGCAUUCUCUCAGAGCAGCCAACCUAGCCAAGAUGACAAUGGUGGACCGCAUAGAAGAAGUAAAAUUUUGCAUUUGCCGCAAGACAGCCAGUGGGUUUAUGCUACAGUGUGAGCUCUGCAAGGACUGGUUCCAUAACAGCUGUGUUCCUCUUCCUAAAUCAAGUUCCCAAAAGAAAGGAUCCAACUGGCAAGCUAAAGAAGUAAAAUUCCUUUGCCCUCUUUGUAUGCGGUCUCGAAGGCCCAGGCUGGAGACUAUUCUGUCACUCCUGGUGUCCCUUCAGAAGUUGCCCGUACGGUUGCCUGAAGGAGAGGCCCUGCAGUGUUUGACAGAACGUGCUAUGAGUUGGCAAGAUAGAGCACGGCAGGCUCUAGCCACAGAUGAACUCUCCUCUGCCCUGGCCAAACUGUCUGUGUUGAGCCAGCGUAUGGUGGAACAGGCAGCUCGAGAAAAAACUGAAAAGAUCAUCAGUGCGGAACUCCAAAAAGCAGCUGCCAAUCCAGACUUACAGGGACACUUACCUAGUUUCCAGCAGUCUGCUUUUAAUCGGGUGGUGAGCAGUGUGUCAUCUUCUCCUCGACAAACAAUGGACUAUGAUGACGAAGAAACAGACUCUGAUGAAGACAUUCGAGAGACGUAUGGUUACGACAUGAAGGACACAGCCAGUGUGAAGUCCUCUAGUAGUCUUGAACCCAAUCUUUUUUGUGAUGAAGAGAUUCCCAUCAAAUCUGAGGAGGUGGUGACUCACAUGUGGACAGCACCUUCAUUUUGUGCAGAGCAUGCUUACUCUUCUGCUUCCAAGAGCUGUUCUCAAGGUUCUAGCACCCCAAGGAAACAACCUCGGAAGAGCCCUUUGGUGCCCCGGAGUUUGGAACCUCCGGUGCUGGAAUUGUCACCUGGAGCUAAGGCACAACUGGAAGAACUUAUGAUGGUUGGAGACCUCCUGGAAGUGUCUCUGGACGAGACUCAACACAUAUGGCGGAUUUUGCAGGCCACACACCCACCCUCUGAAGACAGAUUCUUGCAUAUCAUGGAGGAUGACAGCAUGGAAGAGAAACCACUAAAAGUGAAAGGAAAGGACUCUUCAGAGAAGAAACGGAAACGGAAGCUAGAAAAGGUAGAGCAACUUUUUGGAGAAGGAAAACAGAAGUCCAAGGAGUUAAAGAAAAUGGACAAACCUAAAAAGAAGAAAUUAAAAUUAAGUGCAGACAAAUCAAAGGAGCUGAAUAAACUGGCCAAGAAACUAGCAAAAGAAGAAGAGAGGAAGAAAAAGAAGGAGAAGGCUGCUGCAGCCAAAGUUGAACUUGUGAAAGAGAGUACUGAAAAGAAAAGAGAGAAGAAAGUGCUGGACAUUCCCUCAAAGUAUGACUGGUCAGGAGCAGAGGAGUCUGAUGAUGAGAAUGCUGUGUGCGCAGCACAGAACUGCCAAAGGCCCUGCAAGGACAAGGUAGACUGGGUACAAUGUGAUGGUGGCUGUGAUGAGUGGUUUCAUCAAGUUUGUGUGGGUGUAUCUCCAGAAAUGGCUGAAAAUGAAGAUUACAUCUGUAUAAACUGUGCAAAGAAGCAGGGGCCAGUUAGCCCAGGUCCAGCACCACCUCCUUCCUUCAUAAUGAGCUACAAACUACCAGUGGAGGAUCUGAAAGAGACCAGUUAGCAGAUGCUUGGUUAGUUUGGGACAUGGGGGGAAAUGGACCACAUUGAGACCUUAGUCAUCAAGUAGUGUGGUUUCUAUCCACUUGGAAUGUUGCUUCCAAAGAUGAAUGGCCUUCAGAGAAAGUCCUCUUAGUGCUGACUUCCUCUUUGCGUGGACUCUGGGGGUUACAUUCUCUGUCAACAUAUCUAUGCAGAGGGUGUCUUCUUUGGUACAGCAGCCAAUAGUUCAUGUCUCCUUUGAGUGUGGUUUACUGCAUUAAGGCUAGAUGCUUGAUUGAGCUCUAGGGUGGCUGGUUAGUAUUAAUACAUUGAUGUGCUAACAGGGCAUGUAGGAUGUGGCUUUUGUCCAGCUGAUAGUAGUUAGAGACUUACAACUUAGGAGCAGCACCAACUGAAGGUGCUAAUUGCUUGGAUCGCCUUCAUUGGGAUAGUUGGAGAGGGAUUGGAGUACCACUUUCCUUCCACUGUUACCUGGUACUUAAUGCCCUAAAGAUACAACUAGGAGUAACAGGGCCAAAGUUAUUUCUGUUAGACGUCAAGGAAUGGUAUCACAGUCUAUUGACAUCAGCUAUUUGUGCUUGUUUGUGCUAGAAGAACACCCCAAAUAGGAGAACCUCUCAGCUGGGGCAGGUCACCUUAUCUUUGCAAGGAUAAGGAUGUCAUCUAGAUCAGAAAUCUGACUAGAUUGGAUUCUGGGGAGAAGAACCUACUACAAGGCAAGGAGCCGUUUUUUGGCAUUGAAAAGUCUUGCUGUCUUGGGUCUACAUUUUAGGGAAGAGCAGGUACAUGGAUUCAGGCUUCUGCCAAAAAAAAAAGAGAAGAAGAUGACGACGAUGACCAGUCAUACUAUCUUACUGAGCCACAGUGAUGCAUGCUUUUUGGGGAAAACUUCAUUCACAAGUAUUCCAGACACCAGGCUUCAGGCAUGGCCGUGAGCAAGACCAGCAAAUAACUGCUUUUUGCCUUGCAGCCCUGACCCCAAUGUCUGCUGUUUCCAACACUGGCAAUUUCUAACUACGGCCCGCAGCAGAUGCUGUUGAAUAACGCCAUGGCUUCAUCAGAGGAUGCGGGGUUGUAGUACCUCUGGGUGAUGAAGUUGUUUUAGUAAAUCCAUUUUUAAAAAGAAAAAAAAAGGACUUGUUUUUACUUUUUUCUAAAUGUCUCUGACUACUGACUGUUCUAUAAAUAGAUUAUUUUUCCUUUUUUAAUAUACAUAUAUGAAUAUAUAAAUAUAUAUAUUUACUGUUACCAGCAGCAUAUGACAGAGUUUCAACAUCAAAAAUCCAUUUGGGGGCUUGCUUUUUCUUUUUUGCUUUAAAAAAAAUCCCAUUCCUUCCUUGUAGUACAAGGAGUUAGCACUCCCUCCUCCAUCCCAGCCUGACCAGAUCUUCCAUUUUGCUUUUGUUCAUAUAGAUAAUUAUAUGUCCUUUGUGUGUUGGGACUUGUUCCUGUCUGUUGGGAAACUUGGUCUCACUCUAGUCUGUGCUGGCUGUUUUUUCUUUUGUGUGUGAAUGUUUGAAACUAUGGUGCUGUGUCCUCUUCCCUCCUAUUGUGUUCUCUGUUCUUAAGGUUUUAGGUAAGCUGUAUGUAAACUCUUAUUAGAAGGGGACUAAUUUUUUUUAAAGGACAAAAAAAAAGACUAAAAAUAGUGUUUUGUCAUCACUGUCUGUCUGGUGUGUUUAUUUUGGUUUAAAAAAAUCUGUGGUUUGACUUAAAUUCAUCAGUUUUCCUUUUAAAGGGGGGAUUGGGGUGGACCUAGCAACGGCUUAUAGUCUCCUUUUCCCUUUUUGCCCCAGUCUCUUUUAAAGAACUGUCUUCUAGUAACUAGAAGUGAAAUGUACUGUCCAGUUACAGUUUGAGUGGGUAUGAGAUU
Chlorocebus sabaeus (green monkey) is the source of this 6936-nucleotide messenger RNA. It is a transcript of the gene KDM5A, whose product is annotated as lysine demethylase 5A. Lineage: Eukaryota; Metazoa; Chordata; Mammalia; Primates; Cercopithecidae. Gene Ontology annotation, cellular component: chromatin; nucleus. Gene Ontology annotation, molecular function: DNA binding; histone H3K4me/H3K4me2/H3K4me3 demethylase activity. The record is from RefSeq and is a predicted model, not a curated record. Gene Ontology annotation, biological process: regulation of DNA-templated transcription; chromatin remodeling.